AUGAACAUUCAUAGAAAAAGUUAAACUUCGAGCAAUCCACUUUCUGUUAAAUCUGGCUCAAAUCCUAUUCCUGUUUAUGGAGGAGACAGAUAAAGAGCUAUUGAAGAAAAGAUUUAGCAGUCAAAUAAAUUAUUAGAACAAAUAAAACUAACUUAAUGGCAAAAAAGCUUCAAUUAUAUAACCAUACCGACUAACCAAUUUAGAUCAGUCUUUUUAGAAACGAAUCCUCAUUUUAAUAUUUGUAUUAAUAUUAUUAAAGAAUUUAAUGAGGAAGUUGUUCAGUCAAAAGAAACAAAUGAAGAAAUUCGUAAUGGACCAUGGAAGCAAAAAUUUAAUAACUAAUUGCAGCUUCUUCUACGUGAAAUUGUAUUCACUAGAGAUCGUAUUAUUUAAAAGACAUUUUGUGAAAAAGUUUGUAGUUGGGCAAUAGAUUAGUUAGAGCAGCUUGAAGUAGCAGCAGAAACUUAACACAAUUAAACUAUGGAAUCGCUAUAAGCUAAAGCAGUUCUUACUCGUCCUGAUUCAGCAAUGACAUCUGUUACAAAUAUGACAACUAACUUUUUAGGAUCUAGAAUUCUUAGUGCAACAGGUUAAUCUUAUAAGCAAAGACCAAAAAGUGGAGUCUUAAGAAGUAUAGAUAAAAGCAUUUUACCUUAACUUAAUUCGACAUAAAGUACUAUGAGACCAGAGAGUGCUUUUAACUCCAGUCUCCGUCCUGAGAGUGCUGCUUAUUAUAGCAAGAUAGAUCUUAUACGUCCUGAAAGUGCUGUAAACUUCAAAAAAAUUCGUCCAGGAAGUGCUGUAACUUUUAACACUAAAAUUCCUCGUCCUAUUAGCUCUGUUAUUAGACCUGAAUCUGCUUUCAUUAAAGAAGAUAAGGAAGAAGAUGAAGACCGCGUUAGCUAAGCACAAAAAGAAAACUCCUAAAUGUAAGGAAUCAAUGAAACUAUAUAGUAAGAAGAAUAAGAUGAUUUGGAAAUAGAAAUUAACAAAAAACUCUAUGAAGAAUUUAGACAAAAAGAAGAACUUAAAAAGAAGCAAAGAGAGAAGAUCAAGAUGGAUUUUUCUGCUUCAACACUUUAACCAUCAUAAUAAAUUGAACAGUUAUUGGAAGAUUAUAAAACAAAAGCAAGAACCUAAAUCCCUGAUGUUGAACCUCCUGCUGAAAGAAUAAAAAAUUAUACUCGUAAGAAACUUAUACCAGAUAAAUUAGUGGAAAACAUAGUGUAAAAUGAGAAUGAUAAUAAAAAUAAAGAUGAAGAAUAUUUAAAAGUUAACUGGACUUUCCCUAAACCAGACACAUUUUUACCUUCAUAGCAAUAAGCUAUGGAGGAAGCUGAACUAAAAAAGUAAUAAGAGGAAGAAUAAGCCAAUACUCAAUAGUCUGAGCAGUCUCCAAAAUAAUAAGUAGAAGGAGUACCUGAGGCACCUGCUAUAGAUGGGUAAAAAGAUAAAGUGCAAGAUAUAGGUCAGUAAAUACUUGACCAAGUAAUUGCAGAAAAAGAUAAAGAAAAAGAAAAAAAGGAAGUAAAUAUAAAUCCUGAUGUAAAGAACUAUACAAUUGAUACAAAUAGCAAGGAAUAAUUUGUGAGAAAUUUAAAUAAUAAGUUUGAGUAAAGAUCAACUUAUGUUUACUAUGAACCUAGUGACGAUGUAAGAGAAAUGAGAAUGGAGUAAAAAUGGUUAUAAAAUAGAAAUAAAGAAGUUAAUGAUAAGAGAUAAGAUGAAGAAAGAAUAACUUACAUCAAGGAAUGGUCAUUAGCAAAAGGAAGGCUGGAAAAAGAAAUUAACAGAAAAAUUGAUUCAACAAUUUAUGGAUCUCAAUACAUUAAAUGUGACUAUAAAAAGAGGCCAUAUACUGCAAAGGAAUUGAGAGAUAUUGAUAAAAACACCUUACCUAAAAAGUAGAACAACUUCUUUAAAGACAUUAAUGCUGAUGACAUAAGUCCGGGAGGAUUAAAUUUCGAAAAUGAUUUUGGUUUUUAACCAGAAGAAAUGUAACAAUAUGGUAGAGAUGAUCACGAAGAAUAUUAUGAUGAAGAGAGAGAUGAAAAUGAAGAAGAAGAGGAUGAAGAAGAUGAAAACGAAGAAAGGGAUAACGAAGAUGCCAUUUAAAAAAUUGAAGAUGAUCAAGAAGAGGAAGAGGAGUAUCUUGAUGAUUUAGAGAAUUUAGCAGGAGUCCCAAAGAUGGGAGAAUAUAGGGGAUCAAGGGUCAAUAUUCCUAAAAGCACAAAUGUUAUUGACUUAUCCAAAACGAAUCCAGUUAAAGCUAAAACUGACAAAUAUUUUAGAUUUGAUAAAGAAAUUGAUGACCUUGAAUAUAAUGCUUCAAAAUAAAAAAUUGCUUAAAUAAGAAAGCUUUAUGGAUAAACUAUAAAUGUUCCAAAGUCAAAAGAUCUAGAAGAUGAGCGUCCAGAAAUUAAGACUGCUUCUCUUUCUGUUUAUUCUAAAGAUAGAAGAAACUAGCUUCAUAGACCAUUCUCAGCUGUGAUUUCAAGGGUUAAUGUUGAUGUAGUAAGAAAAGAGUAAGUUGAUGAAAUAGAAGAAGUUAAAAAAAGAUUAGCAAAGUAUAACGUUAAUGUACCCAUCAAAGCCAUGAAAAAUGCAUUAUUAGUACCUGAAGGUAACUUAGGUGUAGAUGCUGAUUUAAUGCCUGACCCUGGUUUAGGACUAUUUAGCAAUCCUUUCUUUAAAGUAGGAAAGAAAAAGAAAAAGAAAGGUAAAAAGAAAUCCAAAAAAUGA
This is a messenger RNA of Tetrahymena thermophila SB210, 2742 nucleotides long. RefSeq lists its product as hypothetical. NCBI's taxonomy places the organism in Eukaryota, Ciliophora, Oligohymenophorea, Hymenostomatida, Tetrahymenidae. The transcript has 3 exons. The record is from RefSeq and is a predicted model, not a curated record.